This is a messenger RNA of Tetrahymena thermophila SB210, 837 nucleotides long. Its product is annotated as tetraspanin family protein. Gene Ontology annotation, cellular component: membrane. The record is from RefSeq and is a predicted model, not a curated record. The transcript has a single exon. NCBI's taxonomy places the organism in Eukaryota, Ciliophora, Oligohymenophorea, Hymenostomatida, Tetrahymenidae.
AUGGAAUAAAAACUUUUUAAAUCUAGCAUCUUUUUACUCUUUGCAGUAGGUGCUUUCUGGAUUAUCUUCUCAUCUGUUAUAUACUACGAAUAAAUAGAAAUAACUGAUGCUUAUGAACAAUUCAAAAAUAUUCUUAUUAUGGGAAUAGUAUUUGGUAGUGUAUUAAUAUUAUGGUGUAUUAUAGGCCUUAAUGCUAAUUCUAAAAAAGUGAAUUGUAUGUAUAUCACCUAUAAUGUAGGAGUCUUUAUUUUUUUGUUAGCUUCAAUAACAGCUUUAGUAUUAACUAUUAUUUUAGCUAAUAAAAUACCUGAUUAUAAAAAUGAUUCUGAAUGCACUUCUGAAAGUAUUCUUAUUGAAUUUUCUGAACUGAAUAAAAUAUCAUCUUAAACUUUAUGUCAAUCUGAUUGCUAGUGCUAUUAUGGUUCUAAUAACAGUAUUAAACCUUUAGAAUUAGGAGUUAAAAAUUAUACUUUAUUUAGCUCUGAACCUAUUAGAGUUCAGUAAUGCAAAGUAUUCGAUAACUUUGAUAUUUAAAACAAAGAUUCUAACAGCGAAAUUUUGAAGGCAUUUGAACAAACAUAUAAAUGUAGUGGUUUUUGCUCAAAUAACUCAUACUAUGUAUUUAGCGAUGUAAAUAAUGGAUAUCCUGGUGGUGAUUGCAAAGAUGAAAUUAUUAUCUUUGUAGAAAAUAAUAACAAUAGAUUUAUAAUUGCUUCAUCUAUUAUGACCUUUGCAAUAAUUGUUGCAUUUGUUCUUUCAAUACUUUAAUUAUACAAGACAUCACAAGUUUAUGAUUUUUAAUAGAAAAAUGUUGAGUUACAUGGAAAUAAUUCUUGA